This is a messenger RNA of Leopardus geoffroyi (Geoffroy's cat), 3796 nucleotides long. It is a transcript of the gene SELP, whose product is annotated as selectin P. The record is from RefSeq and is a predicted model, not a curated record. Lineage: Eukaryota; Metazoa; Chordata; Mammalia; Carnivora; Felidae. Gene Ontology annotation, molecular function: oligosaccharide binding; sialic acid binding. The transcript is spliced from 17 exons. Bases 637 to 3132 code for a protein of 831 amino acids. Gene Ontology annotation, biological process: leukocyte tethering or rolling; heterophilic cell-cell adhesion; response to cytokine. Gene Ontology annotation, cellular component: membrane; external side of plasma membrane.
UUACAUCUUUUUUUUUUUUUCCUGAUACAAGUAGCAGAAACCCUUUCUUAAUAACGACCCAUGUCUCUUUCCUAUUUCGUGUCAAAACUGUUUCUAGCAGUCGCCCCCAGUAGCCAGGAUUUUCUCAGUGGUUUUUUCCUUUCCCACCUUAAUUAUUUUUAUUACAAUUUUUGGUCCCUUGCCUCGCUUCUGGAAUAGUCAACAUUCACUGAGAUUUCACAGUAACUGGAAUAUUUACACUAGGACAUUAUGAUUCAGACAAAGCAUGUUUUCCAGUUGUACGACCUUAAUUUGGGGCUCGUAGCAUAAUCAGAGGAAACCUGACUCCUGGGGGGGUGUGGGCACUAUUCCUGCACCACUUAGCCCGGGAUGUCCUGAAGUGAAUCACACUUGCCCCUGUCUCCAGACCCUCCCCCCCACUGAGGUAGGUGACCCCUGUCCCCUUGGUGACCACUGCAAACUAUUAUCAACCACUCCUGUGUUAUCAACAUCCAACUUCAUGUGAAGGGCUGUGGUGAAAUUCUGGAACUUGAAUAGGAAGUUGCUUUUCUAAACAGCCUGACACAGAGGGCAGGCAGGGAGGCUAUAAAGUCUGGGUUGGGCAGACAGCCUAGAGGAAGCCAAGGCGCAGAGGAGAUGGCCAGCUGCCUAAAAGCCAUCUGGAACUGGAGAUUUCAGACAGUGAUCUUCAGAACUGCCCAACUCCUUUGCUUCAGUGCCCUAAUCUUUGAAUUAAUAAAGCAGAAAGAAGUGGCAGCAUGGACCUAUAAUUACAGCAUCAAAGCAUAUUCAUGGAAUUAUUCCCGGAUGUUCUGCCAGAAGCAUUACACGGAUUUAGUGGCCAUCCAGAAUAAAAAAGAGAUCGCUUACCUCAAUGAUGUCAUGCCUUACUUCAACUCUUACUACUGGAUUGGGAUCCGAAGGAUCAAUAAUAAAUGGACCUGGGUGGGAACCAAAAAGGUUCUCACCAAAGAGGCCGAGAACUGGGCUGACAACGAGCCCAACAACAAGAAGAACAACCAGGACUGUGUGGAGAUCUACAUCAAGAGCGUGUCGGCCCCUGGCAAGUGGAACGAUGAGCCCUGCUGGAAAAAGAAGCGGGCACUAUGCUACACAGCGUCCUGCCAGGACAUGUCCUGUAGCAAGCAAGGAGAGUGCAUUGAGACCAUCGGGAACUACACCUGCUCCUGCUUCCCUGGAUUCUAUGGACCAGAAUGUGAAUAUGUCCAAGAGUGUGGGGAAUUUGGUCUCCCCCAACAUGUGCUCAUGAACUGCAGCCACCCUCUCGGGAACUUCUCCUUCAAUUCAGAGUGCAGCUUCCACUGCGCCGAAGGGUACGAAUUGAAUGGACCCAGCAAGCUGGAAUGUUUGGCUUCUGGAACGUGGACAAAUAACCCACCGCAAUGUAUAGCUGCCCAGUGCCCACCCCUAAAGACUCCUGAGCGAGGAAGCAUGACGUGUCUUCCCUCUCCGGAAGCGCCCCAAUACCAGUCCAGCUGCCACUUUGCUUGUGAAGAGGGAUUUGCAUUAGUUGGGCCAGAGGUGUUGCAGUGCACAGCCUCGGGGGUGUGGACAGCCUCACCCCCAGGGUGUGAAGUUGUGCGGUGUCCGCUCCUGGAAGCCCCUGGCAAAGGAACCAUGGACUGUGUUCAUCCCCUCACUGCCUUUGCAUAUGGCUCCAGCUGCAGAUUUGAGUGUGAACCUGGCUAUCAAGUGAGAGGCUGGGCCACUCUCCGCUGCAUUGGCUCUGGCCAGUGGACCGCACCCUUGCCAGCCUGUGAGGCCAUUGCCUGUGAGCCACUGGAGAGUCCGGUUCAUGGAAGCACAGAUUGCUCCCCACUCUCGGGACCGCUGCCAUACAAUACCAGCUGUAGCUUCCAUUGUGCUGAUGGCUUCAGGCUGAAAGGAGCUGACAUGGCCCAGUGUACUGACUUGGGACAGUGGACAGCGCCCGCCCCGGUCUGUGAAGCGCUGCAGUGUCAGGAUCUUCCGGCUCCAGACAAGGCCCAGGUGAACUGCUCCCACCCGUUUGGAGCCUUUCGGUACCAAUCUACCUGCAGCUUCUCCUGUGACGAGGGCUUACUCCUGGUGGGAGCAGGCGAGCUGCGGUGCUUGGGUACGGGGACCUGGAGUGCUCCUCCCCCACAAUGCCAGGCCUUUACCUGCACACCUCUGCUAAGCCUUCGGAAUGGAACAAUGACCUGUGUCCAGCCUCUUGGAGAUUCCAGUUACAAGUCCAGAUGCCAAUUCACCUGUGAUGAAGGAUUCUCUUUAUCUGGACCAGAAAUAUUGGAUUGUACUCCAUCUGGACAUUGGACAGGUCCCCCACCAACAUGUGAAGCCAUCAAGUGCCCAGAAUUAUUUGCCCCAGAGCAGGGAAGCCUGGCUUGUUCUGACACCCGCAGAGAAUUCAGUGUUGGCUACACCUGCCAUUUCUCCUGUAACAAGGGCUUUAAGCUGGAGGGAUCUAAUGAUGUUGAAUGCACAGCUUCCGGAAAAUGGACAGCACCUCCACCAACCUGCAAAGCAGGUGUGGUAUCAGCUCCUCUCUCAGAGGUUCGAUGCCCAGGCCUCAUCACUCUGGAGCAAGGAACAGUGUCCUGUAGGCAUGGUCUGGGAACCUUUGGCCCGAAUACCACGUGUUACUUUGGAUGCCACGCUGGAUUCACCCUCACGGGAGGCCGUGUUCUCAGAUGCAGGCCUUCGGGACAAUGGACGGCGGGAGCUCCCACGUGCAGAGCCGUCAAGUGCUCUGAGCUGCAUGUUACCGAGCCAGGCACGAUGAACUGCUCCAACCCCUGGGGAAAUUUCAGCUACGGCUCAACUUGCAGCUUCCGUUGUCCAGAAGGCCAGUUACUUAAUGGCUCAGCGAGAACUGCAUGCCAAGAGAAUGGCCAGUGGUCAACCCCCAUGCCAACCUGCCAAGCAGGGCCGCUGACUAUCCAGGAAGCCCUGACUUACUUUGGCGGGGCAGUGGCUUCUACAAUAGGUUUGGUGACGUGUGGGACCCUCCUGGCUCUCCUAAGAAAGCGUUUCAGGCAAAAAGAUGAUGGAGAAAGCCCCUUGAACCCUCAAAGCCACCUAGGAACAUACGGAGUUUUCACAAAUGCUGCAUUUGACCCAAGCCCUUAAGAGACCUGUCCUCCUGGUCACCUCACUGAACUCCAUAGGAUCCUAUUUUUGAACAUCAGGCUUCCUGCCAGACUGGGCUGUAACUGUGGCAUAUUUGCUGCAGCUUUCUGGAAAUACUUGUAAAAAAAAAAAAAGGCAUGAAGUUUCCUGUAGAUUAGUCCUGGAUGACAGCAGAAGGAUUGUGCCACAAGCCCGAACUCUCCACCCACCCUUCCUGCUUCACCUCUUCCUUAAGCCUCAGCAGCCAGGACUGGAUGCCUGCAGUGGUCUGUGGGUUUUGCCCAGCUGUCCCUUUCUUGAAAGACUCAUUAGCCAGAGACUGAAGCAUCUGACUUACCAGAAGACCAGACCGUGGAAACAUAAAAAAAAUGCCUCUAUUUUUGGAUUGGAGGAAGGCAUACUCUACUUUGUUGGGAGGCAGGUGGUAUCUGUGACUUGAGGGGACUUCUAGAAGGUCUUCUGGGGUCUCCAGUGCUUGCCCUUCAUGAAGCUUAUCACACCCUGGCUGCAAGCCUUCCAAGAAGCCUCUGGUUGGCACCAGAGGGUGCAGAAGACCAAGAAUCAAGACAGGAAGGCACGUGUCGCCUUCCCUCCACCGGUCAGUCCGCCCAAAAGGACCUCAAGACCAAAAUUCAAAUGUGCAAUUAAAAGGAUUCUUCCCAAA